AGUUGAUAGAACUGCUGAAUUAUUCAUAUCAUUUAGCCUUUUUGGUAUAUUAUUUUAUAACAACUAAUGCUCAUUGAUUAUGAAAAUAUAAUUUGAUAUUUAGGCUGGAAUAAUAUAGCUGAAUCAUUUCUAGAUCACAGAUGAAUGUAAUGUUUAAUAUUUCUCUGUGAUUGAUCCUACAUUAUAUAUCAAAUUGAUAAUAGCUUAAUAAAAUAUGCGUGUUAUUUUCAGACCACAUUGAAGCCGAAAUAUGGACCAUGGUAAGGAGCUGGCUGCCUCCCCACCUACGUUGUCAACGCUAAAAGUUAAUGAUUUGAAAAUCCUGAAGAAGGAAUUCAGCGACGUGAAUGAGACGAAAUUUGCAUUGUUGACACGAAAAGGAGUAUUCCCAUAUGAUUAUGUCGAUAAUGUGGAAAGAUUGGAUGAAUCCGAGUUGCCAAGUAUUCAGAAUUUCUAUAACAAAUUGAACGAUACAAAUAUUUCGGACGACGAUUACGCGCACGCGCGAAAAGUUUGGGAAUCUUUCGAGCUGAAAUCGCUGGGAGAAUAUAGCGACCUAUAUAUGCGGACCGAUAUUCCUCUUCUUGCUGACGUCAUGGAAAAUUUCCGUGCGUCAUCCCUCAAGACCUAUGGCCUCGAUCCUGCUUGGUAUUACACCAUGCCUGGCUAUACUUGGGACUGCAUGCUCAAGUAUACUGGGUGUAAGCUGCAAAUCAUCAAAGACAUCGACAUGGUGAUGUUUGUGGAGCAGGCGAUAAGAGGAGGAGUAUCGGUUUGUUGCAAUAGAGUUUUAGCAGACGAAGUCGUUAGCGAAGCAGACGCCGUCAAAAAUGUCAAAUGA
This is a messenger RNA of Phaedon cochleariae (mustard beetle), 841 nucleotides long. The record is from the annotation of a GenBank genome assembly. Lineage: Eukaryota; Metazoa; Arthropoda; Insecta; Coleoptera; Chrysomelidae.